Morus notabilis is the source of this 1869-nucleotide messenger RNA. RefSeq names its product protein translocase subunit SecA. The transcript is spliced from 6 exons. The record is from RefSeq and is a predicted model, not a curated record. Bases 1019 to 1669 code for a protein of 216 amino acids. NCBI's taxonomy places the organism in Eukaryota, Viridiplantae, Streptophyta, Magnoliopsida, Rosales, Moraceae.
CAUCCACGUCUCCCUCUAUCCGCCCCCUCCUCUCUCUCUCUCUCUCUCUCUCAGUCCGUCGCCGUCCUCAUUUUCUUCGUCUCCGUCGCUGGAUCUAAUUAGAUCCGCACCGACAACCUCCAUCUCGUCCUCCUUUCUUCUCUCGACAUAGAAGCUCCGUCCGCGACGAGCAUCCUCUGACGAGCCACUAUAUCUGUGACGGAUAGAUCUGUCUCACGCAACGUGGAUUUCUCCCCACGCCGCUGAUGCGACGGAUGCCCAUCGUCAUGGUCGUCGUUUUCGUUCGCUUCGCCGACGAAGUGCAGACCUAGGGCCAGAAGAUCAAGGGAUCUCGUUGGCAAGUUCACUGCCCUUCCCUUCGACCAGUGCAAGCAUAAUAUCAGCACCGUCGAUUGCCAGCCCUUUGGCCCCUCCGGCGGCAUGCUCGUUUUCGUCUCCUGCAAUCAGGCACUCGCUUAGAGAUGAUAUCCUCUUUCCCAUUUGUUCAAUGGUUGAUUUGGAGCCUUUGACAACAAACCAAGAUUCAGUGGCUAAUUUUUAUUACUAAGAUUUGUUCAAUAGUUGAUUUUUGUGAGAUCAAAUCUUCAAAACAAACUAAGGGUGUGUUUGGUAGGGAUUUUGGGAGCCCAAAAUCAAUUGUCUAUCCAGCCAAAGGUUUUUUUUGCAUUUGGUAAAAACGUAAAAAAGUGCUUCUGAAAGAAUUUGGGGAGAAUUUGAAGCCAAAAUCAGAAGCUGCCUUUGGACUGUUUCUGAUUCUAGAUUGUGCGGCAAUCUAAGGGAGUCCUUUAAUGAAACUUUUGUUAUUUCCGAUAUUUACCCAUGCUGAAUGAAAAGAAUUCCAGACCCAAAUUUUUUUUGCUCUUAGCGGUCAUGUUCUCUCUUCUCUCUUGAGCUCUCUCGUCUCCCUCUUUGCUCUCUCUUCGUGCUCUCUCCCCGUUUCUCUCUCUUCUCACUCUGCUACCCAAUUGAUUGGAGGAGCAUAUUAACAUUUUUGUGAUCGGAAAGGAAGUCCGAGAAUAUGCAUUAUUCAAGAAUCCUUGGCUACACUUUAUACAAGAAAAACUCCAGCUUUAUCUUCUCUUUGGUUCCUUCACAGCACCGUUGGAUCUCCUCCACAACCCCUCUACAAAACUCAUGGAUGGACAAGAUCAAAGGAGUAUUCACCAGCGAAAAGGCCUCCGAUGAAGGACCCCAAAUCACCUCCGAGUCUUUCACCCUUCUCCGCUUUGCGGAUGAAUUGAAGAACGCGAGAAGAGUAGGAUCUUUCAAGCAAUAUAUGGUGGGUAGAAGCAGUGAAGCGACAUUUUCGGAUGCCUUUGAGAAACAAGAAGCUAUAAUUCGAUAUCUUGGAGGCUUUGAUGCCACUGGAGAGAAUCUCCAAAGCAAUCACAAGCAAGAAGCAGCAAAGAAUUGUAAUUGCACGAUUGCCGAUGUUGAGAAUGCUCUGGCCAAGUUUACGUGGGCCAAAGAAGCACAAAAGAAGAUAGAAAAUCUGAAGAAAGAAGGAAAACCAAUGCCCAAGAGUCUUGCUGAGGUGCAAAAACUGAUGGGCUCUACACCAUUGGAUCUUGCUAGGUCUAAUUUGGCCAAGAGUGGACAAAUAAGUAAGAAUGCGCUUUGCCCAUGUGGUUCCAAUAAGAGAUACAAAAGGUGUUGCGGGAAGAACUGAAGUGAUUGAAGAACAAAGUACAGCGCCCAGAAAAGAUCCCUACUCUACCAUGGAAAUGGAGUUUGGAGAGUCCAUCAGAACUCCUAGAAUCAAUUUUUGAGUUCUUAAAUGUCGAAGCCUUUUGUUUUAUUUUGGCUAGUUGGACGAGUUGGUCCAUGCAUUCAAUUAGAUUUGGGGAGAUUUGAUGGUCAGAAAAUUGU